GUGAGGAUUUUGAUCAAAUUGGUAGGUAUCCCUGAAAAUGCAGUAGAGCCUACUUUUAGAUAUACAAACAGCAGUUCACAGAAAUAAUAAUUUCCACACACUUGAUUUUCACAAUGGGCGCAGCAAAGGCAGACCGAUGGAGUGAGCGUGGUACAAGGCCCGUGCGGGUCGCCAACUGCUCUGGAUACAAAGCGGAUCCGGGAUAUAACAUGCGCAUGCAGGCGGAGCUGGGCGACGUCGAUUUCAUCACGGGAGACUAUCUAGCUGAGGUGAACAUCGCCGAAAAUGCCGAAGCCAUGGCGGCGGGUAACCACCCGGGCUGGGAAGCCACCGCAUGGGACGGCAUCGAGCAGACGAUCGACAUAUUGAAUGAGAAGCGGAUCAAAGUCGUCGUGAACGGCGGGGCGCAGAACCCCCGAGGUCUCGCGGAGAAGGUUCUGGAGCUAGUGAAGAGCCGUGGAUAUUCGCUGAAAGUCGCGUACGUGGAGGGCGAUAACCUGCUGCCCAAGAUCAAUCAGCUCGUCGAGGAGGGUUUGCCUGCACACCUGGAUUCCGGAAACGCGGACGUGAACCUCCCGAAGAAUAGCCUGGCGGUUUUGGAUAAGUCGAAGCCCAUCGUCGCUGCGAACGCGUACCUGGGAGCCAGGGAGAUCGUCAAGGGCCUCGAGCUCGGAGCGGACAUCGUCAUCGCAGGCAGGGUGGCAGACGCGUCGCCCGUUAUUGGAGCAGCUCAGUACUGGCACGGAUGGUCGGCGACAUCGUACGAUGAGCUUGCCGGUGCCCUGGUGGCAGGACAUCUGAUCGAAUGUUCCGCCUACGUUACCGGCGCGAAUUUCUCGGGAUUCCAUGAAUACGACCUGGACAACUUUUAUGAGAUGCCGUUCGGCAUUGCGGAAAUAGCGAAGGACGGGAGUGUCGUAGCGACAAAGCAUGACAAUACGAAAGGUAUGGUGACUGUGGAUACAGUACAAAACCAGUUCUUGUACGAGUUGCAAGGGAAUGUAUACUUGAACAGCGAUGUCAAAGCCUAUAUCGAGAAUGUUAAGAUCGAAGAAGUUGGCAAGGACAGAGUCCGACUUAGUGGCAUUCGAGGUGCUCCUCCACCCCCAACCACCAAGCUAGGGAUCUUCUAUCGAGGCGGCUUCCACAAUGAGAUUCUAGUAAAUGCGACAGGAUAUUCCACAGCAGAGAAAUGGGACUUGUACGAGCGUAUAAUGCGGAACGGAUUAAGGAAACAGGGGACCAUCGAUGACUUCGAUCUGCUGGAGUUCCAGAUUCUCGGUGUCCCUCAGCCAAACCCGCGAUCGCAGCAAAAGAGCACGACAUACAUGCGAAUCUUUGCGGAGGCGGCGCGGGAGGAAACGCUCUACUCGCUGGUUAAGACCAUGGGCGAGAAUUCCAUGCAGCAUUUCUCAGCAGGAUUCCAUUGCUCGCUUGACAUGCGAACGGCGGUCCCCCGACCAUACCUGGCAUUUUACCCGGCUCUCUUCGAGCAGGACCGGCUCGAGACCGCGGUGAACGUGCUGGAUAACGCGACAGGGAAAGCAGAGAGGUAUGAAACCGGACAUCCCCCGAAGUACGAUGCUUUGGAGAAGCGACUCAACUACAACACCGACGCGCCCGCCGCCGUGUCGAGCUUUGGGCCAACCCAGUCCGUCCGGCUCGGCGAUAUCGCUCUGGGUCGCUCAGGGGACAAAGGGCCGAACGUGAACUUCGGAGUCUAUAUGUACAAGCCACGCGUGACGUCCGAGUCCACGGAUCAAGAUGCGUGGAACUGGUUCCGCUCGUUCAUGUCCCGGGAGAGGAUGCAGGAGCUCCUAGACGAGGACUGGCGCGAUGAAUAUUUCAUCGAACGCGUCGAGUUCCCUAGGAUUGGGGCGGUCCAUUUCGUCAUCUAUGGAAUUCUUGGACGGGGGGUUAGUAGUUCGGCGCGUCUUGAUGCACUUGGAAAGGGAUUUGCGGACUACAUCCGUGACAAGGUGAUUGAGGUACCAGAGAAGUUCCUGGUUGCUCUGAGACGGAAUGGUGAAUCUAAGAUGUAAAAUAGUCCAGAUAUUCUUCAAAACUGGGUACCUAGUUGGUUGACAUGCGACUGUUAUCUGAGGUUCGGUCAAUUAGUUGAAG
Molecule: messenger RNA, 2124 nt
Organism: Eremomyces bilateralis CBS 781.70
Lineage: Eukaryota; Fungi; Ascomycota; Dothideomycetes; Eremomycetales; Eremomycetaceae
Product: DUF1446 domain-containing protein
Exons: 6
Coding region: 114-2042 (642 amino acids)
Source: RefSeq, a predicted model, not a curated record